This is a messenger RNA of Bufo bufo (common toad), 3744 nucleotides long. It is a transcript of the gene ANTXR1, whose product is annotated as ANTXR cell adhesion molecule 1. NCBI's taxonomy places the organism in Eukaryota, Metazoa, Chordata, Amphibia, Anura, Bufonidae. The record is from RefSeq and is a predicted model, not a curated record. Bases 537 to 2123 code for a protein of 528 amino acids. Gene Ontology annotation, molecular function: signaling receptor activity. The transcript is spliced from 19 exons. Gene Ontology annotation, cellular component: membrane.
AAAAGUUUUCAUCCCAUUAAACAGUGCAGUGCCUCCUCUGAGCUGCAUACAAAUGUCAUGCAAAUUCCUCACAGCAACAAAGAUAUGAAGACCCUGCUGGACUUGCCCUGAAACCCAAGACAGAAGGUAUAAAGGAAGGAAGAAGUUAAAGAAUCAAAGGCAGAUCCUCGAGUGGAGAGCAUUUGGGAUUCUUCUGUGCGGAUUGGGCAUCCAUAAGAAGAAAAUUUUCUUCAGGUUUCUGGAAGUUCAGAAUAACUAUGGCUGCAUUGUGCACCUUCCAUUUGGGUUUAAAGCCUCUCUCCUUGUUACAUUUCUUUGGUUUGUGAUGGACAAAGUAGUACUAAAGAAGGUGGUGAACCUUCCUGCUAUGGAGGUUUUGACCUGUACUUCGUGUUGGAUAAAGUUGUCCUUUGGUGUGAUUAGGUGUUAAGCCAGUCACCUGAAUCUUCUGUGUGAAGCAUUGCAUUUCUUCCCCAUGAGGCGGGCAGCUGGUGGCAUUUGAACCACUGAUUUUGAUCUGACGCUGUACAAUAGAAAUGUGCCUAUACUUGCACAACUCUCUAAGGUCUGGAAGUGUCCUAGACCACUGGAGUGAAAUAUACAACUUUGUGGAACAUUUGGCUGAGAGAUUUAUCAGCCCACAGCUCCGAAUGUCUUUCAUUGUGUUCUCCACAAGAGGAACAACGUUAAUGAGACUGACAGAUGACAGAGAUCAGAUCAACCUGGGGCUGGAGGAGCUACAUAAAGUUGUCCCUGGUGGAGACACUUAUAUGCAUGAAGGACUUCAAAGGGCUAGUGAACAGAUUUAUCACGAGAGCGACAAAGGUGACAGGACAGCAAGUGUUAUCAUCGCGCUGACAGAUGGCGAGCUGCACGAGGACCUCUUUUAUCGUGCAGAACAAGAGGCAAACAGAUCCCGUGAUUUGGGAGCCCAGGUGUAUUGUGUGGGGGUGAAAGACUUCAAUGAGACGCAGCUGGCUCGGAUAGCUGACAGCAAGGACCAUGUCUUCCCUGUAAAUGGAGGCUUUGAGGCUCUUCAUAAUAUCAUAGGCUCGAUUCUCAAGAUGUCCUGUAUAGAAAUUCUAGCGGCAGAGCCUUCCAGUAUAUGUGCUGGAGAGUCCUUUCAAGUGGUUGUCAGAGGGAAUGGCUUCCGAUACGCCCGGAAUGUGGAUCGAGUUCUCUGCAGUUUUAGAAUGAAUGAUACAACUUCUCUCAAUGAAAAGCCCCUUGUCGUGGAAGACACAUACUUGCUGUGCCCCGCACCUGUUCUAGAAGAAGUUGGCAUGACGGCUACCCUCUACGUCAGCAUGAACGAUGGCGUCAGCUUCAUCUCCAGUUCUGUCAUCAUUACCAGCUCACAUUGUGCGGACGGGACCAUCUUGGCUAUUGCCCUCCUCAUCUUAUUUCUCCUUUUGGUUCUGGCGCUGCUGUGGUGGUUCUGGCCUCUGUGCUGCACUGUGAUGAUCAAAGCACCUCCCCCACCACCAGAAGAAGACAGUGAGGAGGAAGAGGAGGAUGGAAUGCCUAAAAAGAAGUGGCCUACGGUGGAUGCGUCUUAUUAUGGAGGACGAGGAGUGGGAGGAAUCAAAAGGAUGGAGGUGCGUUGGGGGGAAAAAGGUUCCACAGAAGAAGGAGCUAAGUUAGAGAAAGCCAAGAAUGCCAAGGUGAAGAUGCCAGAACAAGAGUUUGAGUUUCCAUCUCCAAAGAUUCUCAACAGCAAUUAUGGGAAGUCGAAUUAUUCUAGAAAGUGGUACUCCCCAAUUAAGGGCAAACUUGAUGCUUUAUGGCUUCUUCUGAGAAAAGGAUACAGUCGGGUGUCAGUGAUGAGACCACAGCCUGGAGAUAAGGGAAGAUGCAUCAAUUUCCAAAGAGAAAAGAAAUCAAUGCCACCUAGAUACCCACUAAACAAUGCCUCUCUUUAUACACCUCCGUCCAGUCCAAUCUACACACCACCCCAUAGCCCAAAUUACACCCCUUCUCCUCCAAUAACUCCACCACCUCAACCUAUGCAUUCUCCUCCACCUGUUCCAUCUCCAACCAUCUGUCUUCCACCCCCACCCUUGGCUUCACCUUCAUUCAGAGCUCCACCACCCAGCAGACCCCCUCCUCGACCUUCACUAUAGAUUGCUAUGUGCAGCCUUUUAUCUCCAGUACUACUGGGGAUGCAUUUUGAGAAUUUCUUCAUCUUGAAUGGAAGUGGUACUCAUUGGAACACCAUUGACCAAAGCCAUUAUCUAAACACUCAUAAACUUUAACUGAAUUGCGUUGUGGAUUCAUCCUCACUUAUGAAAUCCUGGACGAACUGCCAUCUCUACAUAUAUGUGGUCAACUAUGGAAACCAUUGAUGUAUUGGGUUGACAAAAGAAGAUUGAACUGAAUUUCCCCCACUCCAUCACCAAAAUAUAAAAAAAAUAAAAGUUCUUUAUCUUACCUCAUUGGUAGCAAAGAAAUAACUUGGCUAUGGUCCAAAAGAGACAUCUAUCUGAGGAUCCAUUGGAGAACAAGCCUAAUUUGACAAGUUUAAGAAAGAUUCAUUAUCCUUAUGAAAAGUUACCUCUGAAGGAGCAUAUUGAGAGGCUCACAGUAAUGGGAGUUUCUUUAUGUUCAAGUCGUCUUAUAAACUGCGUCUCCUUACCAAAAUAUGUGGGGUGGUCUUUAUAAAAAACAAGAUAUGAAAUUAUUUAAUUGUGAAAUAAAACUGUAUCAACUAUUGACCACUAUGGAACAGUUUUGAAGAUAAAUUAAACUAAUUUCAUCAUUUGAUACAUUGGGCACAUUAUUUUAAUGUAUUCAAGAUGUUCCUUGUACAGAAAUCAAGAAACGACAGCACCUACUGCUAAUUUCAAAAUAUAAACUAGACUGUGGAUGGCUUCAUUGGUUUCCUGGUGGAUCACAAUGAGCUAUGAAGAAACCAGAGUUUUUUAUUCUUCUUUCAGAGUAUUGAAAUGGCUUUGCCAUCUGUAGGGGUGCACACGUUUAACCAACAAGGAAGAUUUACAGAUUGUCAUCUUCUUAUUGAGGUUUCAAUGGAAAUAUAAAGUGAAAAAAGUAUUAAAUCCCAUCAGAGAAAGGGAUUCUAUUCCAUAAGAAAAUUUAUGAGAUUGAACAGAAGGCUGGACCUUUGCAAUGAAAAGAAAAAAACUGCUUUAGCAGAUUAUAUGAAAGAUUACUUUGGAACUUCGCAAUGCGUUGCUGGAUCCUCUGCCAUAGAGGAAUAAUGGGUUAACCAAUAACAUGUAUACACUUGCAUUGUCUUUUGAAAUAGCUGUAAUGUAGAAUAUUGCUUUUUGUAGUAUAGGGGGGCACUGGGCACUGCUUAUAGGGGUCAUUUCUUGUUUAUCAUCUGCUUUCUUUUUGGAACACAAAAUUCACAUUACAUGUUCACUUUUAUUUUACAGUGAUGACUGCAAGUUGCAAAAAUGUUUAUUUAAUUUAGCAAUAUAUGGUGAAAUAUGAGGAAUGUGCAUAAAAUGGAGGGAAUCUGUGAAAGGGGCAGCGUUAAAAAAAAAAAAAGAAGUAAAAUUGAUACCGUUAUUAAAGGGAAUGUGUCUUCAGAAAAUUACCUAUUGUGUAAAUUGAGUUUUUUUAAAAUUAUUAACUAUAUUUUUUUUUAAUUUUGGAUGAUUUGUUUAUUUUUUUAAUUUUCUAUGGCACUACCUAGUGUAUAUUAUGGAAAAAAUCCUAAAAUCCUGCAGCUUCCACACUGGACACUAAGGAGCACAUUUAUUAAGACUGGCAUUUUAG